Messenger RNA from Hypoxylon fragiforme, 1648 nucleotides. RefSeq lists its product as uncharacterized. The record is from RefSeq and is a predicted model, not a curated record. Lineage: Eukaryota; Fungi; Ascomycota; Sordariomycetes; Xylariales; Hypoxylaceae. Bases 323 to 997 code for a protein of 224 amino acids. The transcript has 2 exons.
CAUUGACAAAUCAUCUCGUUGCUUCAAACCACAACAUCAAUAUAAAUGCGAUUAACCUCAAACUAACUUCGUAGCGGCUGCUGCUUCCAUCCCUCGGUCUCCAACACUCCUUUCCAAACAAGCGCCCACGCGACAUCCUCGAACGGGCAUUCACUCGCAAGGAGACGACGAAUUAGGAGCUUCUCGCAACAACAUACAAGUCUUCAAGAUCCUAAAGAGAACCCCUCAACGAUUAACGAUCAUCCAUCCCCGCCUUCCAACUUCCAACUCUCAACUUUCCCCAACCUAAAACCAAACCAAAAAAAGCCAAAAAAGAAAAAAAAUGGCCUUCCAACCCUUCUCCACCCCCGGCGCCUACGGCACCCCCAUACCCUGGCACAUGCGCCGCGACGCGCCCCUCUACCGCCCCUUCGCCGCCUUCGCUAACUGCAAGCCCACGCCCCCUCCCUCCCCCUACACCCUCGGCCCCAUCCCGCCAGAAGAACUAAAGCGGCGGCGCGACGAGGCGGAGUGGCUCGCGUUCCAGCACUGGGUGGCGACGACGCCGGGGGCGCCUUUGCCGCCUCGGUUCCCCGCCGCCGCUCCUUCGCGUGGGCUGGUGGGGAUGUUGGGGGAGCUGGGCGUGAUUAGGGGGUUGGGGGAGGGGAAGGAGAAGCUGGAGACGGCGUGGCGGGAAGCGGUGGCGCGGGGUCGGAGGCUUCGGGAGGGUGCGAGGGAGCUGGGGAGGGAUGUGAGGGACCGGUGCGCGCGCGCGGCUUUCUACUGCGAGAGGCGAUAUUGGCUGGCGCAGUACGCGUACCGCCAGAGUGGGUGGCCGGAGGUCGUGAGCCUGGUGUUGUACAUGGCCAUGCUGAUCCUGGCUUUGGGGUUGGCGAUGUGCCUCGCGAGGAUGUGGGCUGAAGAGGAGUGCGGGGAGCUCAAGGUGCCCGACUCCUAUUAUGUGCUGGUGCCAAACUACAGAUCGUGGUCUGUGUCUAAGCCGAGACAGAGCGUAUGAGCGGUUUUUUUCUUUCUUUUGGUAUGACGACCAGAGGUAACACCCGUUCUGCAAGAAUGAUUAGGAAAUCUUUUUUUGAGGGAAGCGACGAGAAUGAAGAGGAUGGGGGUUGAAUAUGAGGGAAGCAGCUCUUAUGUAGCCAACUGUUUGAACCGAUUAUUAAGAUGGCUGGACCACCAAGGCCUUCUCAGUAUACUCUCCAGCGUGUUACUCAAACCGGAACGUCACACAAGUUCAACGAGAAUCUCAAGUAUAAAAUCGGAAAUGCAAUUCCAUUAAAAAUCAAGAGCGCAUAGGGAAAACAUCAGAUGCAUGCAAUAGUGACAAACCCGCCCUAGCUCUAAUUUGCAACACCUCUCCCGUAAUCACAUAGUCCGGGGACUUCACCCUGGGAAAGUUAGUACAAUCUAUCAGUCCAGUGUCUAUACAUAUCGUCCUUAGAUACCCAAACUGAAUUCGACGCCCACGUCAAUGUCCCGAGCCAUUUUUACAACCUUGGAGAGCUGUACAGACUUCUCCGCAGCACUUUGGAGGUCAUCGAUGGAGAAGAUCUUCAUUCCCGAGUCGUUGAUGAGUUGGUGAGCUUGCUCCAUGUUCGUUCCUUGCAGACGGGCAAUGAUGGGGACCUUGAGGUUCAGAGUCUUGGCAGUG